AUGAGUCCGUUUAUUGAGUUGAAAACACCGAAGGACUUGGAUAUAAUAUCCGACUUGUGUUUCUCGCCUGUUGACGAGAACCAAUUGCUUGUAAGCACAUGGUCCAGUGAGAUAUUCUUGUACUCCUGUCAUUCAAUCUCCCAUGCCCAUGAACAGCCAACAUUGGAUCCAUUGAAUGUUAUCAAAACACCAGAUGUCCCCGUAUGCAUGCUUUAUGAGUCACGCAAUCCUACACCAUAUGUUGGGUCAUUGGACGGAUCCAUUAGAGAAUUGGAUUUUGAGAAUUGCAAAUUGGGGAAGAAUAUUGGAUUGGAGGUUGAUGAAUCGGAGAUCAGUGGUGGAAUCAAUAAUUUAUGUGGAGUGGAUAACAGUAGUAUUAUUGCCUCUUCAUUCAACGGGAAACUACAAGUUAUUGAUACUCGACAACAGAAACCACGUCAUGUGUACAACAAUAAACGAAAGAUAUUCACGAUGGAUACGACCGACACCCAUUUGAUUCUUGGGUUGCAGAAGAAUAUCAUUGAGAUCUACGAUCUCAAGAAGUUGGACACACCUUUGGAGACACGCGAAGCAGGGUUGAAGUACCAGAUCAAGGAUAUCAAGAGUUUCCCUAACCAGGAAGGGUUUGCCCUGGCGACUAUUGACGGAAGAGUGUCAGUGGAUUAUUUCAGCACGGAUCCACAGUUCUUGGAGGCAAACCGGUUCACAUUCAAGUGUCACCGUCACCCGGAUAAGGAGACGGGUGUGGAUUUGGUGUACCCGGUGAACACGCUUGCGUUCAAUAAGAAGUAUGGCACGCUAUUCACCGGUGGGUCAGAUGGACAUGUGUGCCUUUGGGAUUUUGGUAAGCGUAAGAGAAUGAAGAAUUUCCCCGAAUUCUUGUCAGCGGAGGAAGAGCCGGAGAGUGUGGUGAAAAUGAAACUAAACAAAUCGGACAGUUUACUUGCAGUUGCCACGAGUGAUGACAAUUAUAUUCGAAAGAGAAGGUUAAGUGAAAGUGAGAGUUCUAGAACUCCAAGUAGGAUUUAUGUCAAGUGUUUUGCUGACGGUGAGUGCAAGCCAAAGAAGUGA
Messenger RNA from Candida tropicalis MYA-3404, 1071 nucleotides. RefSeq lists its product as uncharacterized. NCBI's taxonomy places the organism in Eukaryota, Fungi, Ascomycota, Pichiomycetes, Serinales, Debaryomycetaceae. Gene Ontology annotation, molecular function: ubiquitin binding. Gene Ontology annotation, biological process: mitotic spindle assembly checkpoint signaling. Gene Ontology annotation, cellular component: kinetochore; mitotic checkpoint complex; bub1-bub3 complex. The coding region runs from base 1 to 1071 and encodes 356 amino acids. The record is from RefSeq and is a predicted model, not a curated record. The transcript has a single exon.